AUGAAUAGUGAAGAUGCAACGUUGGCUUCGCAAGAAGGAUUAGCCAUUCGAGGAAAUGAUGCUCGACAUCUUCUGAUGGCGAAGCUCAUGCGAACGAAUCGGUCCACUGUUCUAGUAUUACGGAACAUGGUGAGCCCAGAUGAAAUCGAUGAGUAUCUUGAGGAGGAAAUCAAGGAGGAAUGUUCAAAAUAUGGUGAUGUGCAAGAGGUCGAUGCUGCACGAGCUGCUCUUGACAAGCGUUUCUUCGGUGGACAUACGGUCUCUGCAGAAGUCUACGACCAGGCAAUGUUUGAUCACAACGAUCUCAGCGGUUGA
Molecule: messenger RNA, 315 nt
Organism: Ostertagia ostertagi
Lineage: Eukaryota; Metazoa; Nematoda; Chromadorea; Rhabditida; Trichostrongylidae
Source: the annotation of a GenBank genome assembly